AUGUCCGGCCAACCCAUGGAGCAGGACAAGUAUGUCGACACCGCCGUGCGCGCUGUCACCAACAAGCGACCCGUCCCCGAGAUUGAUUUCACUCUCCACACCAUGGAGGACGGCACCCAGGUUAGCACUCUGGAGAGAGUAUGCAAGGACGUGCAAGCGCCCGCCUUCCAUCCGCCGACCGACGAGCAGUUCUUCUCUCCCACAGAUCCCAACAAGCCCAACCUACAAUUCCUCAAGCAACACUUCUAUCGGGAGGGUCGUCUCACCGAGGACCAGGCGCUAUGGAUUCUGAGCGAGUGCACAAAGGUUCUCGAGAGAGAGCCCAACCUUCUGGAAAUGGAUGCUCCCAUUACCGUCUGCGGCGAUGUCCACGGUCAAUACUACGAUCUGAUGAAGCUGUUCGAAGUCGGCGGUGACCCUGCAGACACGCGCUACCUCUUCUUGGGUGACUACGUCGACCGUGGAUAUUUCAGUAUCGAGAUCUGGUACCCCAACACUUUCUGGCUCAUGCGUGGCAACCACGAGUGUCGCCAUUUGACCGAUUACUUCACCUUCAAGCUCGAGUGCAAGCACAAAUACUCCGAGGCUGUGUACGAGGCCUGCAUGAAGUCGUUCUGCGCCCUUCCCCUUGCUGCCGUUAUGAACAAGCAGUUCCUGUGUAUUCACGGUGGUCUCAGUCCCGAGUUGCACACACUUGAGGACCUCAAGAGCGUAUGUGCCGUCGCCUACCCAGACUGCGACCUUACUAAUGUUAUACGCAGNAUUGACCGCUUCCGCGAGCCCCCUACCCACGGUCUCAUGUGCGAUAUUCUCUGGGCCGACCCGCUUGAGGACUUUGGUCAGGAAAAAACGCAAGAAUACUUUGUCCACAACCAUGUCAGAGGUUGCUCAUACUUCUUCUCAUACCCUGCAGCAUGUGCCUUCUUGGAGAAGAACAACCUGCUUUCUAUCAUUCGCGCACACGAGGCUCAAGAUGCUGGAUACCGCAUGUACCGCAAGACCAGGACUACCGGAUUCCCUAGUGUCAUGACCAUCUUCAGUGCACCCAACUACCUGGAUGUCUACAACAACAAGGCUGCUGUCCUCAAGUACGAGAACAACGUCAUGAACAUCCGUCAAUUCAGUGAGUGCAGCCCUACAAACAUUAGUUUCUUUCAGCUAACAAUAAACNNAGACUGCACACCUCACCCUUACUGGCUGCCCAACUUUAUGGAUGUCUUCACAUGGUCGCUUCCUUUCGUUGGCGAGAAGAUUACCGACAUGCUCAUUGCCAUUCUCAACACCUGCAGCAAGGAGGAGCUCGAGGAAGAGACACCCCUCUCAUCUGGACCACACUCGCCGCCUCUCCCAUCAAACAGUGUUGCAAACAUGGACCCGGAUAGCACCGAGUACAAGCGUCGCGCCAUCAAGAACAAGAUUUUGGCCAUCGGUCGUCUGUCAAGGGUGUUCCAGGUUCUGCGCGAGGAGUCGGAGCGUGUUACUGAGCUGAAGACGGCCAGUGGAGGCAAGCUCCCUGCUGGUACACUGAUGCUGGGAGCCGAAGGUAUCAAGCAAGCAAUCACCAACUUUGAGGAUGCUCGCAAGGUGGAUUUGCAGAACGAGAGAUUGCCUCCAUCGGGUGAGGAGGUCAGAAGAAACAGCGAUGCUGCUAGACAUGAUGCUUUGACGCGUGCGGCGCAGGAAGCCGAGAACGAUCAGAAGCUGGCUGGUGUUGCCAGAAGGAUAAGCAUGUCGUCGGGCUCAGGUCGCAGCGCCAGACACUAA
This is a messenger RNA of Aureobasidium uvarum, 1764 nucleotides long. Lineage: Eukaryota; Fungi; Ascomycota; Dothideomycetes; Dothideales; Saccotheciaceae. The record is from the annotation of a GenBank genome assembly.